GUACCAACGCUCGAGGUUAUUUUCACAUAAAGAUUGCAUAGCAACUUGUCCACUUUUUAAGCCAAAACGAAAGAGUUCGCCGCUAAAAGGGAACACUUAUGCUGAAAUUUUUGAUGUGGAAUGAAUAUGGGAGGAGAUGCAGGAGAAACUGCCCUAUAAAGGGAAGAUUUAUUACCUUUCCUCUACUGAUUCAAGAUGAGUACAUCAUUCGCACUCUAAUUGCCUAAAAAAAAAACUCGCUUCAUAUUCCAUAUGCAUAUUUCCAGGGGACAACUCAAGGUCGAUAAUGUUGUUUAUAAUGCGAGUGAAGAAGUUCUGCCCGCUACGUGUUCAAAAUGUUACACCAUAUUCUUAAAUGAGAAUUACCAAAACAGUUGUGAUGAAGGAAGUCCCAGUUUCAUAACAACUUCUAUUUGAGAUGUAUCCGUCAUAGACGAAAAAACUCAUUAAGGGUAAAAGUAAUUGUACUCGCAUCACGCUUAAAAUCAGCAUGAUUAAGUAUCUUUCAAUUCUUGAACAUUAAUAUAGCAUUUUUAUGGACCACCAUGAAAAGCUAUGAUUUUAACCGCGAAAUAAUUACGCUUUGCUCUGCAUUGCGACCCGACGAUAGAUGUUUCUAACUGCUACGUGACGAAGACGAGGCGAUGGAGGCGUUUAACCAAGCUUACGACGAAUUUACGGGUGUUCAUUCUCUCAAGAAUGCAAAUUCAUCGAAAGGCUGUCAUGCUUUCAGCCUGAAAAGUUCUCCAAAGGACCGUUCGCAAGACAGAAAACUUCUUUUCAAGAUCUCUUCUCUGCUAGAAAAGAAAGAGAUAGAAGUCGCAUCUUACCCAGAAGAUAUCUUUGAAGAACAAGAGCACUCAGACAGCAGCGACAUUGAUGUCAGUGGAGAACAAGGUUAUUCACUCAAUGAUGACGAAUGCGAUCAGGUUGAGAAGGACGUCAUUUUCACUGAGAAAGGCUGCGAUGAUAAAGUAAAACUCACAGAUGAGGAAAAAGAAACUUUCGUUUCUGAAGGACUUCCGGUACCAAGCAGGAUACCAUUGACAAAGGCAGAAGAGAGGGCCCUCAAAAGGAUUCGGCGUAAGAUUAAAAACAAGCUCUCUGCACAAGAAAGCAGGCGAAAGAAAAAAGAGUACGUCGAAGGUUUGGAGAAAAGGGUGGAGACGUGCAACUCAGAAAACAGCAUACUUCGACAAAAAGUAGACUCCCUUGAAUCGACCGUAAGGGCGUUGCUGACAGAGCUAAAUAGAUUACGUAAAGUUUCUCUGGAGAAACAGGGAAGAGAAAGACCUGAAAUGAGAAGUAAAGGAACUCAGACGGGCACAUGCCUAAAAUGUCUCAAGAAAAGAAACGCCGUUUACAAACAGCAAAACCUAGCAAGACUGGAACAUCUCCGACAAAAUAACAACCUCUGCACAUCUCAGCCUUACAGCUUGCACAAGCUUGAAACACAUAGAUGAGCCGAGGAGAUUAUAAUUGGCUUCCAAACAGUUCCUGUCCUAAAGAUCAAGGCCGAUCUUAGUAGUUCUCGCACGAUGUAUUUAUAUGAUGGUGUGGGAAACCUACAUAGAGAAAAAGAGAGACGAGGAUGGAAUACAUUCACCGGCUGUUGAGAAAGAAGUCAUCUAAAAGAAUAAUUGAUGUAUUGGUUUUUCUAAAUAACUUAACUGCACGUUGAAUAUGGGUUCACUAUGUGAAAAAGACAAUGACUUUGCAAUAAGUUUAUCUAACCUCGCUCAAGGAAUUUAGCCCCUAUAUCAAUAGGGUAAGUGUUUUGAAUCAUCUCAUACUGACAGAUCAGCUAUCCAUACGAAAUUUAUGUACAAAAAUCUUGAAAAUCGUGUAGGUUUCUAAGAUGUGGUGUAUUAUAUAUAUCUUGUGAAAUGACUGUAAAUAAUUUUUGCUUGGAAUUCUUUCUGGUGGAGUAAUAUAGUACGCGUUUAGAAUACAGUUAUAGUUAUUAUUAGGAGGUUAAAAGGGCAAAAGAGUCCAAUAUAUAAAAUAAUCUAGACGUUCAAACAAGAAGCAGGAGAUUUUUAAGAAUUUCCCUCUAAGCCCCUUUGGAAAGUGGAACCCUCAAUCCGGGGUGCGACACUGAUAUGGGCCAAGAACUACAGAUCAAAUAGAAUACAUUGAGGUGGGCCCUCAGUGACAUCUUUCCGUGACCGCCGGGCAUUUCAAAGGAGUCGAUCUUCUCUUAACACCUCCAUUUAGUCUAGCUGACGCCGUGAGGACUUUGAUCACGGAAAACAACGCCCGUUCCUCGUUCUUUCUUGAGGAUUUUACCAGACAUUAGCCCCUAAACAUUUGGAGAAGACGGAUGAAUGUUCGUUUUUUGCAAGUUUUAAAGGAAAAUUUCGAUAGAUAGUAAUAAGAAGACAUCCGAGACUUGGAUUGACGAGUGGUCGAAAGGUUCUCAAACUACGGAACUGGAACAUUCCUUCCCAAAAACAUUUACACUUCGUUUUUCUAUAAUUUAUUUGUUUAUUCAAAGUGACCCCCCAAAAUCCCAUCCGGAUUUGUUGUUACGUUCAGGGCAUGUGUUUUGAGGUAGAAAGGCCAAUGUCUCAGUAAUAAUUGGCAUUUCAAAUGGUUAUCACCUCUUGCUUGACCAACCAGCAUCAGCUCCAAAUAUUGUACACGAACUUAACACAUGCCAUGUAAAUAAAAACAUACAUUUAUUAUCUUA
Molecule: messenger RNA, 2692 nt
Organism: Pocillopora damicornis (cauliflower coral)
Lineage: Eukaryota; Metazoa; Cnidaria; Anthozoa; Scleractinia; Pocilloporidae
Product: cyclic AMP-responsive element-binding protein 3-like protein 1
Biological process (GO): regulation of transcription by RNA polymerase II
Molecular function (GO): DNA-binding transcription factor activity, RNA polymerase II-specific; cAMP response element binding
Source: RefSeq, a predicted model, not a curated record